GAGAGAGAAAGCAAGAGGUUGGUGGUGGACGAUGAUCCAAAGAAUGGAAGAGCAUGCGCGCGUGGGAGUAGUACCUUAUUCGUCGUAGAGCUCCCGCCAAGGCUUUCUGUUAACUACGAACUGCCGAUGGAAAAGGUUCCUUGCUAUGUGUCAAAAUUUUUCACGUGAACCAAUGAUUCCAUCAUUUUCUUACGGAAGUUAAUUAAAUAUGUGAAGAUUUUUUUCGAAUUUUCAAUAAUCUCUAUCGAUCUUCUAUCAAUAAUCUCUAAUAUAUCCAUUUUAUCUCUUUACGAAUAUUAUAAUAAUUCAUAUUAUAUAAAGAUAAUUUCUUUGAAGACUCGUUAUGAUAUAAUGUGUUAUUUGUGAUGUGAAAGAAGAUUCGAAAGAUGGAUUGCGUGCUUCUUGAUUGUUAAAAGUGAGAGGGAUCAAAGAGGAUAUGACGAAGACGUGAUAAAUGAACAAAAUCAAAGAAGAAAAAUAAAUGGUGGACAGGUUGAGAUCGAUAUAAUCAUCAUUGGAUGUGACUAAGAUCGUGAAUGAAUAUCGUAACCACGUGGUUAAUUUCAAUUUUAGCAACUAUUUUAGCAACGAGAAAAGAAAAAUUUUUCAGUUUGCAGUAAAAAGAGAAAGAAGAAAUAGACGAAAAAGAAAAAGACGUUUCACGAUCGUUAUAGGAUAAAAAUACACGAGAGUUUGUAUGGGCGUAUUUAUAGGAGGGACAGCUGUGAUAAAAAAUUAAAUAGUUUCAAUUAACAAUGAAGAUUAGAAAUUACGUCGAGAUAUCGUAAAGAUAUCUUUCUCUUUCAGGGAAGAAAGUAAAAAUAAAAAAAGGUAAAGAGGGAGAAAAGUGGCCGUAAUAGAAAAGUUAAAAUUGCAAAUCCUAGGAGUUUCAUCGUCCUAGGUAAAAUUACAGAAGAGGGAAACCUUAAUAAAGAAUCCAAUAAGUUCAAUUACUACUUGGAUUAUAAAUUACGAGAAAAGAGGAGAACGGUGUUCCGAGGUCAGCUCUUCUCUCUUUUCUUUUCUUUUCUUUUUUUUUUUUUUUUGUUUUUUCUUUUUCUUCUCUUUGAAAGACAAUCGGUCCGCGCGAAAGCGUCGUAGAUUUUUCUCCGGACAAAUGUCAAGUGAACGAUGAACCACUCGAGGGUGCAGGUGCGCAAGUGGGCCGCCACUUCGGUAGGUGAAUCGUGCUCCAGGUGCGGAAAGUGUCUGACUAAAAUGCAGCUGAUACUACUGGCGGUGCUACUCUACUCCUCACCGACGACAGGACAGGAUCCAAAAAUAGUGAGAUUGGACGUGCCAACGAUUGCGGAUCCAAGAUGGGAAGAAGUCACCUUGCAAUGCGAGUACGAUCUAGGUGGUAAAGAUCUUUAUUCGGUGAAAUGGUUCAAGGAUGAAGUUGAAUUCUUCAGAUUUAUGCCAAGCUCUACUCCAGUUAGCGAAUAUUUUCCCGUCGAAGGCAUAGUCGUGGAUAUUGCUCAAAGUAAUGGACGACAAGUUAAGUUACUGGGACAAUCGAACAAUCGCGGAGAAAGAAUAAAUCUUGCCGGAUCUUAUGGAUGCGAGGUGUCUUCGGAGGCUCCAAGUUUUCGUAUGACAUAUGCCGAGGCAAAUAUGAGCGUCGCAGUGCUACCGACAAAACCGCCUGUUCUUGACGGAUUUCGACCUUAUUACGAGAUCGGUGAGGUUCUUGAAGUAGCGUGCACAUCUGCAUUGAGUUAUCCAUUAGCAGUGCUAACCUUUAUUCUCAAUGGCAAGGAGGUAGACAGAGCGAAAACGACGUAUUUACCAAUUACUGGAUAUAACGAAGAGAUGCUGAUAUCAGUCUCACGAUUGAGUUUCUCUUUGCGUUUGGAACGGCAACACUUUCCUGGAGGAACUCUUCACUUGGUCUGUCAAUCUUCCUUACCAGACAUACCGAACGUACGAGCCUUCAAGACAGAAAAAACUGCUACGUUAGCGGCGAGUAAUCAAAGACUUGCUCAAGAAGCUCCGAAGUCGGCUUCGAGUACAAUUCUCGUCCCUUCGCUCACAAUGCUAUUGUGCUUCCUCCGAAUUAGUUGGAAUUAGCUUGAUUGGUCGAUCGAUCGAUUGUACUUGGUACUUUGAGUUUUAAGAUUGAAAGAUCUAUCGAAACAUUCCCUGAUCGAUCAUUUUUGAUCGAUUCUUGUCUCUACCGUGAUAACUUCUCUCGUUUGUGUCUAAUAUCGUGCUAAUCAAAAUCGAAUUCACGAUGCUUCUUGUUCUUAGUAAUCGUCGCGAAUAUAAUAAUAUUCUCUAUUAAAAAUUAGUGAAUCAAAUGAAAAUGUGUUUUAUUUUUAAGGUCGUACGUUUUAUUGAUUCUUUAUACAAAAAUAUGCUAUCGGGGAAAUAAUAAUAAUAAUAAUAAUAAUAAUAAUAAUAAUAAUAAUAAUAAUAAUAAUAAUAAUGAUGAUAAUAAUUAUAAAAACAAAAAACAAGAAAUCCAAUUACGGAGAAACGUCAAAAUUAUUCGAACCAUUGAAAAUAACUUACGAAAUAAUCAUUAUUUUGUAAUAUUUAUUUAUUCGUUCUGAUAUAAUCUGAGGCUAAUUAUUUGUAUACACGAAUACACAAUACGGCGAUAAUUCGUUAAUCACGGACCAAGCAAUACGAGAUUCAGGAAUAUUCAUUCAAUGUGCCAAAGGCAUAAAUUAAAUCAAAUUUUUGAUGUUUCUCUAUACUACCUUAUGCCGUGAAAGCAAAUCGUAAUAAAUGCUAUUCUAAUUUGACUGCCAA
Molecule: messenger RNA, 2757 nt
Organism: Vespa crabro (European hornet)
Lineage: Eukaryota; Metazoa; Arthropoda; Insecta; Hymenoptera; Vespidae
Exons: 5
Coding region: 1132-2070 (312 amino acids)
Source: RefSeq, a predicted model, not a curated record